CCGCAGCCCGCGCCGGGCUUCUCCGAUGCGAAUCGGCGCCCGUUGGCCGGCCGCUGGCGUGCGGCGGGGAGCGGCCGGGCUCCGAGAGCGGUCGCCGCCAUGAUGCCGGCCCUGGCCGCCCCGCGGCGGGGCUGCCGCGGUCUCUACCGUCUGUACCUGCGAUGCCAGGCGGCGCCGCGCCUCCGCGCCUGUCACGGAUGGCCAGCUUCAAUGAAAAGUGGGAGUCUGUCUUAUAUUCUACCAUGCCAUCGUCUGCCUGUGCAGUUGAUGAGUCAAGUGAGAGUUUAUACCUCCAAUGGUCAGAAAAAAGAUCUUGGAUCAGAAGAUAAAAAUGGAUCAGCCUCUGAAGAAACCCUUCGUAAAGUUGGCACAGGACAAGAUACGACCAAUACAGGUCAAAAGCAGUCUUUCCUUAAAGAGCCAAUACAAGUAAAAGUGAAAGCUGUCCUUAAAAAAAGAGAGUAUGGACCAAAAUACACACAGAAUAACUUCAUUACUGGAGUCAGAGCAAUAAAUGAGUUUUGCCUUAAAUCCAGUGAUUUAGACCAACUGAGGAAAAUUAGACGACGAAGCCCCCAUGAUGACACUGAGACUUUCACUGUGUACCUGAGAUCGGAUGUGGAGGCCAAGUCUCUUGAAGUUUGGGGUAGUCCAGAGGCUCUUGCAAGAGAAAGAAAACGCCGCAAAGAGGCAGAGAUCAAGUACAGAGAAAAUCUGUUUAGAAACCAAAGGCUGUUGAGGGAAUACAAGGAGUUCUUUGGAAAUACUAAGCCACGGUCCAGUGCAGCAGCUAUGUUUUUCAAGGGACCAGGGAAGGUGGUAAUGGUAGCUAUUUGCAUAAACGGGUUGAAUUUUUUCUUUAAGCUACUUGCUUGGGUUUACACGGGAUCUGCAAGUAUGUUUUCAGAAGCCAUACAUUCGUUAGCAGACACAUGUAACCAGGCGUUGCUGGCUUUGGGCAUCAGUCAGUCUGCAAGGACACCUGACCCUAGUCAUCCGUAUGGUUUCACAAACAUGCGCUAUAUCGCCUCCCUGAUUAGUGGGGUGGGCAUUUUCAUGAUGGGUGCAGGACUUUCUUGGUAUCAUGGAAUCAUGGGUUUACUCCACCCUCAUCCUAUAGAAUCUCUUCUCUGGGCAUACUGCAUUUUAGCAGGGUCAUUGGUAUCUGAAGGAGCUACCCUUCUCGUUGCUAUAAAUGAAAUUCGCAGGAGUGCUCGAGCCAAGGGUCUGUCAUUUUAUCAAUAUGUUGUGCAGAGUCGUGAUCCCAGUACAAAUGUGGUGUUACUGGAGGAUGCUGCAGCAGUUCUAAGUGUGGCUGUAGCUGCUACCUGUAUGGGUCUGACUUCUUUAACAGGAAACCCUUAUUAUGACAGUGUGGGGUCUCUAGGUGUUGGAACUUUGUUAGGAAGUGUGUCAGCAUUUCUAAUCUACACUAACACUGAAGCCCUGCUGGGACGAUCCAUUCAACCUGAACAACUGCAGCGACUCACUGAGUUACUGGAAAGUGAUCCUGUAGUAAGAGCAAUUCAUGAUGUUAAAGCCACAGACAUGGGAAUGAGCAAAGUGAGAUUCAAGGCAGAAGUAGACUUUGAUGGACGGGUUGUUACUCGUUCUUACCUGGAAAAACAAGACAUUGAACAGCUGCUGCAAGAAAUUCAACAAGUGAAAACCCUUGAAGAAUUAGAAGCCUUCAUGCUUAAGCAUGGUGAGAAUAUCAUUGACACUCUGGGAGCUGAAGUAGACAGACUUGAGAAGGACCUAAAGCAACGGAAUCCUGAUGUUCGUCACGUGGAUUUGGAGAUACUAUAGACUUGGCAGAAGAAACCUUCAGGUUGCCACCAUUUUGGAAAAAAGUCACAUAAAGGACUGAGAGGCUUCUGGACUUGCAGUGACCUCAGCACCAUACCUCACAUGGUUUGGCUGUUGGCUUCCUGGACUGUUAGCUCUCCUUCUGCUUCUGGAAGAGCGCUGGACUCGCGGACAAAAAUUUCCAUGGCAAAAUCAAUUUUAGAAAACUACUUGACUUAAAUUCCACAGGAGAGUCCAUCAGAGUGUAUUUACUACCAUUCAGAACUUAAGACUUGAGAUUUAGGUAGGCAAAUAGAGCUGCCUGAAAGUAUACAACACGUUUAGGUUUUUUUUUCCAUUUGUGUUCCUUUGCAGUCAGUUUGCACUUCUUUAGUUUCUUUCAAGAUAUCGUUAAAGGUUCUUGGGAGAUAUUAAGAUUAGGUAGGAAGAGUUUUUGUUCCAGUGGAACCUGCCAACCUUAAACUAAUUGUAAUAUUUCAACUGUGUGAUUGUUUCACAGUUUUUCUUUUCUAUGAGAGAAAUUGUUUUAAACAGGUGUUGGCCUUCUCUCAAGUACCAUGACCUGGAAAUUGGCUUUUGCCACCAUUGUGAUUACCAACUGCACUUAGAAAAAUAAGAUUUUUCUGCUCAGUGGAGUCAACUAUACGUGGUUAGCCAGAGUAUGGGAAGUUACUGUGAAGAAAUUACUGUGUAGGGAUGUCGGUGAACUUCCUCUGUUUCAAAUUUUGUUCUUUUUUCUUUACUUUGACACUUGUUCUCUUAUUUCUAAGUAUCUUCAUAUGUAAUCUGGGAGAUACUUAUGGUAAUGCUUAUUAAAUGUUACCUGGCACUUCUGGCUUUUUAUACUUCUAAUAAGGUGUAUUGUCAGACAUGGUCUUUGCUGGAAGGUGGAAAAGAUGCAGUUGGAAGUUACAAUAGUAAAAAAUGUAUUAGAACUAUUUAUAAUUAAACAAAUGAAGACAUUAUAUUUUUAAUUUAUUUACCUCUAGACGUUAUCUGAAUUCUAAACUGCUUACUUUGUGGGUGCGUUAAGAGUUGAUCUUGUUUGUUUGGGAAAGUGACGUAAUUCUACCUGUGGUCCUCCACAAUUCUGAGAUAAGUGCUUAGAGUUGGUAGCUUUGAAAUGUGCAGUUCUAGCACUGUAUAUAAUCAUAGAAUAAUUUCAGCUGGAAGAGACCUUUAAAAUCAUUGAGUCCAGCUUUUGUCCCAGCCCUAUCAACUACUAGACCCUUUUCCAAAAUGCAACAUCCACCCGUCUCUUAAACAUCUACAGGGAUGAUGACUCCACCACCUCCAUGGGCAGCCCAUUCUUUCAGUAAAGAAAUUCCUCCUAAUAUCCAGCCUGAACCUCCCCAAGUGCAACUUGUGGCCAUUUCGUCUUGUUCUGUUGCUUGUAACUGGGGAGAAUCAGCCUCAAGGCUUUCCGUAGUAGGCACCAACAUUGUACCAGUUUCUUUGAGACCCAGCCUUUAUUAAAAAGACCAUGAGUACUUAUAGUGCAAGUUGAAAUAUAAGUGAAAUAACUGCAUAUACGUAACUCUGAGGAAAUUCCUUUAUGCACUUUAAUAUAUUUCAAUAAAAUGAGAAUUGCUCACGGGUGAGAGGUGGUAAUAAGACCCUCCUAGUGACUCAGUUGCUGACUGAUGACUGACUUGAAAGAGGAAAUGUUGAUGCAAAACACAAGUUGUCAAAAAUCGGUUUAAGAUUAAAUUAUAAGCAAGCAGCAAAUAAUGAUUGUGGAGACCAAUGUGUCCAGAUUUGACUAAAAGCUUUUUAGAAUGUGGGGAUUUUUUUAAGCUGUGUCACUUAGCAGCGAAUGAUUGGAAUUUAAAAUAUCAUGCCUUCUGACAAUUGCAAAGCACUUUGCAUGCUGACAAUUUUAAGUAGAAAAACAUUCCAGAGUUUGGUUACAGACAGGACUUUCACAUACUGUGAUCACGGGUGAAAGGAUGCCAUUAACGCCCUUAUUGUUAUCCCUUAUUUACUGGUAGCUUCUUUAUAGCAUAUUAGCUUAUUGUGGCUGGUCCAAAAGAAGGCUUAUUUUAUUUGUUUUUUCUCUUACUGUAGAACUAGUUAGUAUAUUUAAGCCUGGUGAUUUGAGAUGCACUUCGAAGGAAAUUUGGAAGUGUAGUGUAUCAAGUAAAUAAGGAAUAUUAUAGCAUGUAAGUUGCUUGCCUUUCUCCUCACCCUUCCAUGUCAACUUGAUCUCAUCUCAGUAUGUAGUCUGCUGAUGUUAGUCUAAUUCAUGAAGAGCACUGGAAUCUAAUAGUGCAUAACUUCUUUCCUUCUUCCUAGAAUAUUUAUACAAAUUUUGAAUUUGAAUAAACUUAGUAAACUUAUAGUUCGAGAAAUCUUAAAAAGCUGAAGAGAAGUAAAACUGGGAGAAUGUUCUUCCUGAGGAGGUUAGUGGAGACAGCAAAUGUGAUCUGUGUAGUUUGUAUGCUGGAGUUACUGAUGAGUAAGUAGUGUUAGUAUGUACUUUGCAGGGCAGAAAUUUCAUUGAGAGGUUAGUAAAUGUUAUCUUGACACAGCAGUGCUCCUGUAUCUUGUUUAAGAGGAGAUGUGAGUUUAUAUUCUUAUAGGGCAUUUGCUCCAAAAGCCUGUAAAAAUGUUUUCUUACUCAUCAGAGAUGUAAUCUAUAUGAGUUCUCAUCUGAAUUUCCUUAUCUGAGUCAGAAGUGUAGCCACCUACACACCUUUUGUUUAUAUUCCAAGGUAAAAUUCAAGUCUUUAUCUCCCAGUUAUGUUAUUGACUAUAGCAUCACAGCAUGUUAAAUUUAAGAAGCUGAAACUUCAGUCUUUUUGAGUACAUAACAGCUGCACAGUUUGAGGACCUACUUCCGUUUUUAAGAACGAUCUGAGUGUUGGUGUUCCACAGAAAGGCAGGCAGACUGGUUUUGGCAGUACCUUGUAAGUUUACAAGUCUGGCACUUGGAUGAAAAUACUGAUUUAUUGAGCCUGUCUGGUUGGAAAGGAAAGGCAAUUCUAAGAUGUCACAUUUUAAUAUAUAUUAUAAUUUGCAGAUUGUUUUAAGUAGUUUUGACAUUUUUACUUUUUAUUUUUCUUAACUGUCUUUAUGGUCUAAAACUUGAGGUGAUGUGGGUCCAGUACUUAUUUUACUUUGUUUUAGUGAUUUUGGGGAAAAUGUUUAGCUAAUAAUUUCCAUGCUAGAAUCUUCAGAAUUAAAGAAAACUUACAAAGUGUGGAGAAGUGAAUUUUUGUUCUGUAUCAGAAAUGCAAUUACGUAAUGUUCCUUUUAGAUUGAUUUUUAAGGAAGAGGAGUGAGGAUUUUAGCUAACAACAAAGUGAUAUUCUAGGACUUUUCUAGUUAGUGUGAUGUUUUAAAAGAAUUUAUUUUUGUAGGCUGGCCUUGUAGAUUCUGUUUUUUCUAAUUGUCUUCCAAGUACUACCGCCCUCUGCCUUGUGAAAGGCUGCUUAUGUGUUGUGUAACAUCUCAUCACUCUAUAAAGCUUGCAGUAGUUUUAAAAAUAGGCUUAGUGUUCCAAUAUACUGAGUGAUCUUAAUGUAUCUUAAGUCAAAGUUGGCUGGACACUAAUAAUACAUAUUUUCCUGCAGAAUUUGUUUUUCUAUGAAAGAUAAAAUCCUGAAGUUAUUUUCUUUUCCCCCAUGAAUUCAUUUCAAGUCUAAGUCAUCUUUUAUAUGCAGUGGAAUUCAAUAUUUGAUGUGGCCCUUCAGUAAAGCAUAUUGAAAGAGUAAAUACUGGACUACUGUAUCACAGAGACUGACUGCUGUGUGCUCUGCUCUACAAGUAGCAGUGAUUCAGGGACAAGAUUUUUUUUUUGUAAGGACAAGUUCCAUCCUUUACCCUUUGUGACUCAUACUCAAGCUGAAAGUUUUUUAGCCUCUGCUUUUCUGCUUCCUUGAAUCCCCACACAGAUAUUAUUAUUUUUUUAGUAACUUGUACUUUUAGAGGAGGAAGCCAGUAUGAGCAGCAUAUGGUUUCAUUAGCAGGGCUAGAUGCUACUCUUGGUGUCUGGAUUUUGUACUGACUUGUUCAUUGGUGGUUCACCAUAGUGAUAGCUGUUUUGAAAGCUACAAAUCAUGUCAGCUAGAACUACCACAGUUUUCUGCUUCUAGUGGGUGCAUUUUUUUUUUCCAGUUUUAUCUGGAGACUCAGUUUUUAUUGAGAGAUUUUUACCGACCCAUCUUUGACAAGGGGGAAUAGGGGGAAGAGUUUUAGGUAUGUUUUGUCUGGUAAUAUGCUUGUUGUGCUUCCAUGUUCUCCUUAUUUGUUAGCAUUUUAGCUGACUUAUCUUUAUUUUCUGUACAAAGAAGAAAAAAAUGAUGCAUUAUGGAGGUACCUCUGCUAAUGACGAGUGCAUCGAAUACAGGCUUCCAGCUAAGAGUUUUUAGGCUUUUGUGUAUUGAAAGUGUGGCAAUCUUUGAAAAUUCUCAAUUAAGUAAUCCUUUUGGAAAGUUGAUUUGGAUGUGUUUCUUACAAAAGAACCCACAGAAGCGUAUUGUUUAAGAUUUGAAAGAAAGGUAUUUCAUUUUACGGCCAUAUGUUUUUAAGGCAUUUUGGCUUGGUAGAAUAGAACAAUUGAUUAAUAUUGACUCCUGUACAGAAAUUGAGCUUCUGUGCGUGCCCAAAGGCUUACAUUGCAGAAGUGAAUAUAAAAUGACUAUGUGCUUUUUUUCUUUCUAGCUUAAGUAUUGUGCUGCUUCUAUUCUUAGUUCUGAAUAGGGAGUACAACUAACAUCUCUUUUGUAGUUUACCUGCGUAAUGUAAAUGAGAAGUUGAGGUGGGUGGGUUCUUUUUUUUGUAGAGGGGUUGCGUAGCUUAAAUAAGUAAUUUUUCCUUUCUUGUUAGUGAGACACAAAUAAUUAAGAUCAAAAGUAGACUAUAUUACAUAUAAAAAGAAAUAGGAAUCCAGGCUUUAAAAGCACAAUAGUCAGAUUUUUGAAAUGCAUGUCCUUUGAGGAAAAUUAAAUGUGCCAGGAGCUAUAAGUGGUUGUAUGGACUGUAGAAACUGCAGUCAAUCAGGCUUUGCUGAAGCAAAAUAAAAGAAACUGUAACAAAGUGUGUGGUAAAAAGAAAAGAAUACAAGGAACGUAAAAAACCCUAAGGUGUGGAGCACUUGUGAAUAGGAGAAGAUGAACACAAUCUAAAAAAUGUAGCCAGCAAUAAGAAAUGAUGAUUGCAGAGUAGAAGAACAAUUUGAAAUGAUAUUUUAUUAGAAUGCAUAAAACUAUGUAGUAGGAUCUUCUUUUAGCGAUAUUCAGACAGUUGGGUGGUUCCUUCCUCCUACCUUCAGCAAAAAAUUACCUGUUUUUUCCUGUAAUAAAAAUCAUUGUUUCCAUUUAACUGUUUCCUAAUACGGUAUUCAGUCAGAAUUAUCAGUAUUGCAGGUAGGAACCUUGGCCUUACUGCUAAAAACCUAGUUUUAUUGCUAAAGGUGAUGGGGUAAUCUCAGUCUGGAGCUUUGUUGGUGAGGUAUGUAUUUGGUGAGUGGAGAGUGAGUAAUUUUAAUUGUGAAAAUGGGAGCUGGAGUGAAUUAGAGAGAAAGUCAGUUUAUUCUUUCAAACAGAAAAUGAUUGCAACAUCAUACUGAAGAUGUUAGAGGAGGAGGAAAAAAGGCCCAGUGUUCUAAGCCUACAGAAUUCUUGCCGUGAACUGCGGUCAUUGGUCAAUAGGUUAGUCUGUAUUUUUCAAGUUACUUAAAUGUCUGUGAAUAAGCAAAAUUUUUAUUUGAAAUGUUACAUUCUGAAAAGGAGUUAAAGAUACAAAAUGGGACAUGAAAGGGUAUACAUCUUAAAAAGACCACUGACAGGAAAUUGACAUUCUAUGCUAUGUUAAUUGAGGCUCUUGAGGACACUUUUUCUGUGUAAAUGAAAGCAACCAAUUAAAACAAAAGGUCUUGGUUGCUUUUUUUAAGUGUUACACUAACUAUAAGCCUUCUCAAAUUUUUGUAUUGCCAGCAUUCAUAGUGCUGUUAUGGGCAGAAGGUAUCUGUUACAAUAGUGGAAUACAGCUCCACACUCUAGGAUACAUUUGCUUUUUGUUACCUAAAUUUAGACUGUAUUUAAACUUCUGAGUUUGUGAUCAGCUGCUUCAAAUCUGAAGAUGGAAGAAAAAAAACCUGCAAUGUUGUAUAAAUUAUUUAAUACAAAGGAUUAUUUUUUUUGUAAGUUUCUUUUACAAGUAAAGAUGCUGAAGAACUACAUGAGAAGAAGUGUUUGAAAAAUGCCUAAAGAAUUUGGAAAGCAUUUUGACUAUUGCCAGAACUGUAUUAAAUCUGAAAGUCAGUAGUGAGGAUUUUCUCUUGUGGUAGAACUUUCAAAGGGCAGUCUCAAGGCUGAAACAUGUUUCUCCAUGCAGUCUUUCAAUCAAAUGUAUCUCCCCCCCUGCUUUUUGGUGUAUUGGCUUUUUCAUUCUAUGACUUGAUUACUGCAUAUUAGGACGGGGAAGUUAUUUUGAUUUGGGAGGUGUAGACAUUUAAAUAUUUCUCUGCAUAUGGUUUUUAUUCCUUCAUAAUUAUACUUGAAUUCAGUAAAUCCUGUAAAAUAUCUGGAAGUGGUAAUUACUCAGUAAAAUGUUACAUAGCCAGUAAA
Messenger RNA from Colius striatus (speckled mousebird), 8381 nucleotides. It is a transcript of the gene SLC30A9, whose product is annotated as solute carrier family 30 member 9. The record is from RefSeq and is a predicted model, not a curated record. NCBI's taxonomy places the organism in Eukaryota, Metazoa, Chordata, Aves, Coliiformes, Coliidae. Bases 100 to 1809 code for a protein of 569 amino acids. Gene Ontology annotation, cellular component: nucleus; membrane. Gene Ontology annotation, molecular function: monoatomic cation transmembrane transporter activity. The transcript has 18 exons. Gene Ontology annotation, biological process: positive regulation of transcription by RNA polymerase II; zinc ion transport; transmembrane transport.